AUGUCGCUUUUCAUCUUGACCGAAACCAGCGCCGGUUACGCCCUGCUGAAGUCCAAGGACAAGAAGCUUUUUAAGCGCGAAGCUCUUCCCGAGGAUGCCAACACCCCUGAGGGCAUCUCCAACCUCUUCAAGUUGAAGAACUUCAAGAAGUUCGACAGCGCUGCUUCCGCAGUUGAGGAGGCUGCGUCUAUCAUUGAGGGCAAGGUCACCCCCCUUCUGACGGAAGUUCUUAAGGACCUCAAGGACGAGAAGAAGGCAUCUCUGGCCGUUGCUGAUGUCAAGCUCGGAAAUGCCAUCACCAAGGUUCCCGGCCUCUCUCUCGAGCUGAUCGCCGAUUCUUCCACCGCCGAUGCCUUCCGUGCCAUUCGUGAGAACCUGAUCACUCUCAUUCCCGGCCUUGCCCCCAGUGACAUGUCUGCCAUGUCCCUGGGUCUUUCUCACUCCCUCGCUCGCCACAAGCUCAAGUUUUCUCCCGAUAAGAUUGAUACCAUGAUCGUUCAGGCCAUUGGUCUGUUGGAUGACCUCGACAAGGAGCUCAACACAUACGCCAUGCGCGUGAAGGAGUGGUACGGCUGGCACUUCCCCGAACUUGCCAAGAUCUUGAACGACAACAUUGCCUACGCCAAGCUCGUUCUCAAGAUGGGCAUGCGUACCAACUGGGAAACCACAGAUCUUGCCGAGAUCCUUCCCGAGGAGAUUGAGAACGCCGUCAAGACUGCUGCCGAUCGGUCCAUGGGUACUGAGAUCAGCGAGCUUGAUCUCGAGAACAUUCAGGCUCUUGCCACCCAGGUUGUGGAAUUUGCCGAGUACCGCCAGCGCCUUGCUAGCUACCUUUCUUCCCGUAUGAACGCCAUUGCUCCCAACUUGACUGCUCUCGUUGGUGAUCUCGUCGGUGCCCGUCUCAUUGCCCACGCUGGUAGCCUUACCAGCCUGUCUAAGAGCCCCGCCAGUACCAUCCAAAUUCUCGGUGCCGAGAAGGCUCUCUUCCGCGCUCUGAAGACCAAGCACGAUACCCCUAAGUAUGGUCUGAUAUACCACGCUUCUCUGAUUGGCCAGGCCACUGGUCGCAACAAGGGCAAAAUGGCCCGCAUUCUCGCCGCCAAGGCGUCUCUUGGUAUCCGUGUGGAUGCCCUUGCUGAAUGGGAUGAGGAUGUUAACGAGGAGGAGAAGGCGGCUCUCGGUACCGAGGCCCGCUUCAACCUGGAGCGCAAGCUUGCUGCCAUGGAGGGCAAGCCCAUCAAGCCCCGUGGUGUUAACAUUGCUCCCAACGGUGCUGCCCAGGCUCAGAAGUUCGACCUGAAGGAGGCUCGCAAGUACAACCCCGAUGCCGAUGCCAUGGACACCGAGGAGGUUGAGGCACCCACACCCGCCAAGAAGUCCAAGAAGGACAAGAAGAAGUUGGUUGAGGAUGUUGAGGAAGACGAUGAGAUGGCUGAUGCCGAAUCUGACGAAGAGUCUCAAGACGGUGCUGGUGAUUCCGAACUUGAGAAGCUCGCCGCGAAAGCUGGUCUCAGUGUGAAGCGAUACCAGCGCAAGCUUGAGCGUGGCGAGAUCACCUUCGAUGCGGCAGGCAACCCAACGGCUGUCAGCAAGAAAGACUUGAAGAAGGCCAAGAAGGAAGCCAAGAAGGCUGACAAGGAGGACGGCAAGAAGCGCAAGCGCGACGAUGGCGACGACAGUGAAAAGAAGAAGAAGAAGAAGAGCAAAGGCGAGUAG
This is a messenger RNA of Penicillium diatomitis, 1716 nucleotides long. It is a transcript of the gene nop58, whose product is annotated as RNA-processing protein NOP58. The coding region runs from base 1 to 1716 and encodes 571 amino acids. The record is from RefSeq and is a predicted model, not a curated record. The transcript is spliced from 3 exons. Gene Ontology annotation, cellular component: box C/D methylation guide snoRNP complex; small-subunit processome. Lineage: Eukaryota; Fungi; Ascomycota; Eurotiomycetes; Eurotiales; Aspergillaceae. Gene Ontology annotation, molecular function: snoRNA binding.